GUUUGUCCGAGUUUUUUGCCUUUCAAAAUCAGAGUUGAAAGGCAAGCUGGUUGCUCAAGAGUUGGGAGCACAUGUGUUGUUUUUAAUUUUAUUAACAGUUGCACCUCUUCGUCAAGUCCUUCUUGCUUCUAUUUUAAAUCUGGAGAGUUGAAGUUCUCGUGUUUUUUUUCUUGCAUUGCAGUAAAACCAUCCAGCGCAGGAAAAGUCUCUUUCAGAUUGAAGCCAGAUCGUGGAAAAGCUGUUUCGGUGAACAUACUGUGUGCGACACCUUACCUCCAGCUCUGAGUUUUCCGUGAAUUGCAUUUUCCUACGGAACCCACAUUACAGCUGCUCGGGCUUCUGAUGGCGCAGCUUCGGAAAAGAUCUGUGCUCAAGAAUUGGAGCACACUGCUUUCAGUUGGUGCUGCGGAACUGAAGAGAUUCAACACGGUGCACACAAGCACUGUGCAUUUUAAUUGAGGAGAAAGUUUGCCGGCAUCACGUCUCUAUCAAAGAAAUCAGGAACCAAGCUGGAAGAUGGAAGGAGGCAGCAUCUCAGAGGUCUAAGAGAGCCGUCGGUAUGCGAAGGAUGUACAAGGGAGGGAAAUUUGAAUCCUAUUUAUUUCUUGAGGAAUUAAAAGAUAGGAACUGAUUAAGAGUUGUGGAUCUGAUCAGAGCGACUCAAGAGAUGUUGAAGGUUUGGAGCACAGUUAACGAUACGUGAAGACUUUUCGCCUUGUAUGCACAGUAUAGGGCUCGCUGUGGAAAGGACAGAAGCGAGAAGGAAAAGUGAAGCAAAACAAAAAUGCCGAGAGCCGGAACUAUGUCGAAAACGUCUAACGGUUGCUUUUCUUUCUGUUGGGACGACCCCAGAACUUCUAGGACCGGCUGCAGCUUUUCAGAUUUGACAAACCAGAAAUCAACGUCUGAGGAACCUGCAAACCAGCUUUUGUGUGACAAAGAAAAUGAUGGCAACCGAAAAAUCUUGCUCUUCAUCACUGUGGAGAUUGAGGAUGGAAGCUGUAAACACAUUCAGAUGAAGGAAGGCGAUUCAGCAGAGGGAGUGGCAACACAAUUCUGCAAUGUCCACUCCCUUCCCAGGGAUUGCGUUGCGCCUCUCACGGAGCAUAUACUCAACAAUAUUAUAGAUAUCAGCAAGAAAGACGAGAAUAUCCUCUUCUGCUCUGAAGAAGAGCGUCAUGCUUAUGAAGCCAGAUUGAACCACGCGGACAAAGAGGACUAUUUUGAGAAUAGAGACUCGUCUUUUGAAAAGAAUGCGGCAGGAGAAAGUGAACGCCAGUACCACUACUCAAGUUCUGCAACCCCAUUCGCGGAAUCUCAAAAUAUCAACAGGCCUUGUAGGAGGGUGCCUGUGUUGCCACCAAGGACUGUGCGGAAGAAGAGGAAUAAUUUUGCUGAGCAGCAGCGGCAAUGUGCAAUUCUUUCACGCAGCCACAAAUUUGUCAGACCCGAACGUGAUAAGAAACGCAGGAAGCGUCGUUUAUCUGAUACUGAGAUGGCUGCUUGCUUACGGCUGCACAGUGACUCCUUUACACGUAAGGAGCGACAUCUGGAUAUGUGCAGACAGCACGUGAAGUUAUUUGCAGAAAAUGUCAACAGUUCAAAGGUUAAAAGUCCCAAGAAAUCUUGGAAAACCUACAGAAGGCGAUCGGAAAUUGCUAGCAGAUAUGAAAAUUAUGGUGAACUAUUGUACACGGAAGGGAUGUUCAUGAAGGAGAAAUACAUGAAAGAAAUCGAACGGAAGAAAAGACAAGAGAGAAUCAGGGAGAUGAUAAGCUGCAGUGGAAAGCCUCAUAUAAGCGAGCGAGCAAAGAAUUUGCAGCGGGAUGGAAAUAUCUGGGAUAAGCUUGCUGCUGAGAAAUUUGAUCAUGAGCAGCUUCGGUUUGAGGUGAAUCUGCUCUCUGAAACAGUGAUGGAAGCCAAAAUGGCAGAAUGCACGUUCAUGCCACACAUCAAUCAUCAUCAACAGGCCCUUGAACAAACGGAUGAGUCGGUUUCACGGUUUGACCAACUCUUUUUUGAUUUUGAAAGCCGUCGUCAACGUCAGAACCAAUACUCGGAUUGGUACCCUGAAGGAUUGACCUUCCAACCAGUUAUCAAUAGAAGAUCUAACGAUGCAGAUGAUAAAAGUCGACCGAUAGUGUUUGAUCGGUUGUCACAGAUUCCUAAGGAAAUGCUCUACAAGAAGGCAUCGAAGAAGGAUGUCGGCAAUUGUUCUGUAUUAGUAGAUAAAAGUACCGGUCGAAAGCUGUUCACGCCAAUGACCGGACGAGAGCCGCAUACUGACAGGAAUCCUAUGCAUUUGCCAGUAGGAGUGUUACUGUAUGAGAUGCAAGCAACACAAGCGGGGAAGAAAGAAGCAUUGCUGAAGGAGGAAGAAAAGUUAGCGAGAGAGAAAGCCAAGUGCAACUUUGUUAAUCCAAAAUCCUACAAGUAUUUAGCACGUCUGAAGCAGCGCGCUUUCAAAAAAAUCUUUAAUACUCUUGAUGCUGACAAUGAUGGAUAUCUUCAGCUAAGUAAGGUUGAUGCGAAGACAGUAAGCUGGAGCGCAGCUGAAGAUAUUGAAACCCUCAUCAAAAUGGGCAAAGGAAAUGAGCUUCUAUCAUACGACUCUUUUGUCGCACUCAUGCAAGAAGUUGAGGAGAAGAAUCACCCAGGCUUUACCGUACGUGGUAAUCUUAGGCACAUUCCUCAUGCAGACAGGAGUAAUUUAAACCUCCAGCACAAGGUUGACGGUGUAUCCAGUGAUCUUGCAGCCAGGAGACGAAAGUACUCUGAUCAAUGGUACAAGUUCGUACUCCAAGAUGUCCAGAAGAGGAAACAGAAGGUAGAAGAUAUGCGGAAGGAGAGGCAGAGAAUUGAGAUGAAAGAGUGCACGUUUGUACCCGAGUUCAGCAGGUCCAGCAGCAGAAACAGGGGCCAGCCUAAGCUUGAAAGUAUUCCUCAGCCUGCUCGUGUUGCCGAUCCUCCUGUCAUCUUAGAGAAGAUGACGGUGGAGAUUCAUGGCUUUGUUUCCCAAGGCGAUUGAAGUCCGCCAGAAAAUUUGAAUUGAUAAUUUAGUUGAUAACCCACAAUGUCAUCCUAACGAUAGGUUAGAUGAUCACGCAUUCAAUCCUGGGAACAGUCUGUAAAAGAUCACUUCUUAUCAACUUGGGGUCUUGAUUUUCGUUUGUUCCAUCAGGUUUUAAGCAUCCCAUAUACUAACGACUAAACGCAUUGUAUCCAUUGGAAAAUUCAUUCUACAUUGGAGAAUUACAAAAGCCUUGUGGCGUAACU
This is a messenger RNA of Physcomitrium patens, 3276 nucleotides long. RefSeq lists its product as uncharacterized. NCBI's taxonomy places the organism in Eukaryota, Viridiplantae, Streptophyta, Bryopsida, Funariales, Funariaceae. The record is from RefSeq and is a predicted model, not a curated record.